Molecule: messenger RNA, 1443 nt
Organism: Alternaria atra
Lineage: Eukaryota; Fungi; Ascomycota; Dothideomycetes; Pleosporales; Pleosporaceae
Exons: 5
Coding region: 1-1443 (480 amino acids)
Molecular function (GO): protein binding
Source: RefSeq, a predicted model, not a curated record
AUGCUAAGAGACAAGUCUGUCUUCGUCGACGGUGGAGUGCAGCUAUAUCGCCAGGAUGAAACUACAUGGCUCGGUUUCAGCAAAUACAUCUUCGAGAUUGACAUGAGCGCUUCAUGGGACGCCACCACCAACCUCACUGAGAAGAGAAUAGGACGAUUCGGAAACUCGGCGAUGGACGCCAAUCCUCCAAAUAUGGCUAGAGGUGCCUUGUACCGAGGCCCUGCCAAAGAUCGACGGCUCUUCACCUUCGGAGGAUCCACCUUUCUGGCCAACCAAACUGACCCGGACUGGAAACCUCCUGAAUCAGACGAUUACUCCUUGUGGUCAUAUGACACUGAGACGAUGACAUGGGGCCAGUACAGGAUAAACUAUGCUGUUCCGAGACGUCCGAACUGGGGCGCAGCGACUGAAGCAAUCUCUACUGGAAUUGGAUUCUUCUUGAACGGCAUGGUCGAUCGAGGCUCGUCAUCCGUGAUGUACUCCAUGACGGAAUACAUAAACAAUACGCUAACACACGAGACGGAUAACCAAAUUACCUAUCUCGGAGGAUUGAUUAUCGUUGAUUUAACCACUACAAUCGCAAGAAAUGUAUCGACGGAUACGCUUGGUAGUCCCCGCGUUGCAGGCGGGUUGCUACAUUGCCCUGGGUUCGGCAAGACAAAAAAUGGUACUUUGCUGACGUUUGGAGGCAUGCGCAGUGGAAACGAAGAAAAUAACACGUUCAAUAACGGCAUUCUGGUACCAGACACCCACCCUGAUGGUGAGAUUGAUUUCGAUACUGUCUCUCUAUGUGACACGUUCAACGAAGACGACGUGAUUUGGGUCAACCAGUCCACUUCGGGGGAGACGCCUCCUCCACGCAUAGAUUUCUGCGUUCUUCCAGGCGUGAAAGCGGCAAAAGACAACUCCAGCUACAAUGUAUACAUAUAUGGAGGUUACGAUCCAACGCAAUCCAUCAUGUAUGACGACAUCUAUGUCCUAUCACUUCCGUCAUUCGUCUGGACGAAGGUCUAUUCCGGACAGAAUCCGAAGUUCGGCCACACAUGCCACAGUGCUGGCAAGCGGCAAAUGAUGACCGUAGGAGGAUCACUCGAUGCGAGCAUGUAUGCGGUAGAAACGACCGGCCAGAUUCCGAACCUCACAUCCAUGACAUGCGAUAAAUGGGGAGGCGUAGCCUUGUUCGAUUUGAGCAGUCUCACAUGGAGCUCGUUCUUCGAUGCACAUGCGCCAGAUUACCAGGUUCCAGGAAAAGUAGUGGAUGCAAUCGGUGGUUCGGGGAACGGAAGUGCCACCAUGACAGAACCAGUCGGCGGAUUUGCCAACGCUGCUCUUUUCACGAUGUUCCACCCCCCCCCUCCAACGAGCACCCUCCACCAACUGGUCUUCCGACGGUCCUACCGCACCACAAAACGAAGAAUAACGCUUACAUUGCUGGCAUCGUAA